Molecule: messenger RNA, 2744 nt
Organism: Cryptotermes secundus
Lineage: Eukaryota; Metazoa; Arthropoda; Insecta; Blattodea; Kalotermitidae
Gene: S6KL
Product: serine/threonine-protein kinase S6KL
Exons: 10
Coding region: 323-1594 (423 amino acids)
Biological process (GO): protein phosphorylation
Molecular function (GO): ATP binding; protein serine/threonine kinase activity
Source: RefSeq, a predicted model, not a curated record
GUAGCAUGGGAGUAGGAACAGGAUUUGAUGUGUAAUAGUCAAAGGAACAUCAGUAGGAUCAGUAGUGUCAUAUAAAGCUAAUGUUGAAGGGAUAUUAUUGCAACCGAUGUUAUAUUUUAAAUAAAUCUGCUUUAUUAGGACUUACAUAACUUUUAAGUCAUUUGAACAUUAGUAUAAUUGCAUCUGAAUACGAAGUACCGUAGAAUCAGCUGAUGAAAACAAAAAACUGUUGGUGGGAAUUAUAAUUUGGUGCAUCAUGGAGAGGCGUUGGCACAUUUAAUUUGGAAUUAAUGUUGGUGCAUGCAUAUGGUGUGCAUAUUUAAUGGGAAAUUCAAGCCGAAAACAUGCAUCUGAAACAACUGCCAAAUAUUCAAGAAGUGUUGGGAUACAACAGCCAUAUGUUAGUCAGUUCAGCUUGUCAAAUUUUACCAAUGAUCUGAGUGGAAGAUCAUUUGCAAGUGCUAUUAGUCAUCAGUCAACGUGCAGCGUUUCAAGGCCUUGGUCCAGGGUAUCAAGACGGAGGUGGCAUCAAACAACUCUGAAUGACCCUCUGGUAGCUGCUAAAACAGCCUGGCCAGUGCCUUAUGUCGAAGCCAUCUUUCUGCCUGAAUUUAAAAUUAAAGGCAACAUAACAGAAAAAGACUUUCAGGUGGUAAGCACAGUAUCAAGGGGAGCAUUUGGAAAAGUAUACAAGGUUAUAAAAGAGGAUACAAACGAGAUCUAUGCAUUAAAAGUUCUUUCCAAGUCUCAGAUAAUUUCAGAAAACGCAGUGCAGCAGGUGAAAGAUGAAGUGGGAAUCCAGUCCAUGUGUGGGCACAAUCCGUUCAUAGUGAACUGUCCAUUCUUCUGGCAGAGUAGGAAGCAGUUAUUCAUAGUGAGUGAUUUCAUGACUGGUGGGGAAUUACUUGAGCUUUGCCAGAGUUAUGGUCUUUUACCAGAGGAAUUGGUACGGAUCUAUGUUGCAGAGAUUUCUCUUGCUAUUGAUUUUUUACACAAUGCUGGUGUUAUCUAUCGAGAUCUUAAGUUGGAGAAUAUCCUACUUGAUGAGGAUGGUCAUGCUCAGCUGAUAGAUUUCGGAUUAGCAAAGUGGCUCAAGUACGGAUCUCGAACCACAACGAUAUGUGGCACUAGGCAGUAUAUGGCACCAGAGGUGGUGAGCAUGGAGCCAUAUGGACAUGCUGUGGACUGGUGGUCUCUUGGGGUGGUGGCCUGCUGUAUGCUGUCUGGACAGUUCCCGGGAGCUGCAGUAGGGACUGCAGCCUCUGAGCAGAAAGUCCCCGGUUCGUUGCCCGCUGACUGCAGCUUCAGUCCUGCAGCCCUGGGCCUCCUGCAGCGGCUGCUGGAGCCGGACCCACGCUCGCGCCUGCGCAGUUUGCUCGCCCUACAAGGCAUCGCCUUCUUCAAGGACUUCAGCUUUGUAGACGUCCGAGCGAAAAAGUUUUCCCCUCGUCGCAUCCUGGAGUCAUACUUUCCAAACGGACCUUUGAAUGUGGUAACUUCUGAUAUUGCAACACUGACGUUUCCAGACUUUGACUGCAGUGUUGUUAACCAGAUUUCUCUCCAGAAUGGCAAAAACUUAAACCACACAGUAUAACCAAAGCCAUGUUAUUCAUUACUGUAAUGUACCAAGAUAGAAACCUGUAGACCAAAGAACACACCCAAGUAUACUACAACACAUGUUAUCUUGUCAAGAGAAGCGAAAUAUAAAUAACGCAAGAGAACUUAAAUAUUUAUGCUGGCUAUAUACUAGAAGCUAGCUCUAUUUGAAGUGCUGUAAACAAAGACCUCUUCAGCAUAUUUUCCAUGUUUUAUAAAAAGUAAGUUUAUGGUAUCAUUAUGCUUCUGUGAUGGAUUUUCAUGUAACUUUAUAUGGAUAUCAUGUAACUAGUCACUACAAUUUGUACUUUCUAAUUUCCUGUUGGUACCAGCAAUCAUACAGACUUGUCAGAUGAGCAUACUUGUAAAUGUUAUAUGAUAAUAGAUCUUCAAAAAAUGUGCAACUUUUGUUGAGGUAAUUUUGUUUUGUAAAAAGUAAAACAGUAACAUGUUGGCUAUGUGAAAUUCACAUGUAUAUAUAGAUUUGUUGGCAGUGACUCAAUGAAAUUUUUAUAGAGAUAAUAAACAUAUAUAAAAAUUAUGAAAUACUGUCUGUGAUGGCAGUGACAGAGUUUGAGAUUAUGCCUGACAGAUUUAAUAUAUUCAAAAUCUAAAUUGGUGAGAUUAUGCACUGAAAUGGUAGACUGCAUAGAAUCAUAUUAAUUUAUAGCUUUUUCUGGCCUUGUCAUGUACCCACAGACUGAAAUGUCUGAAGGAAAGGAAGCGCAAGCUCUUCUCAGACUUCCUUAACUAACAUUAUUUUUAACAGGAUGUCAACAUUCAUCCUGUCCUUGUUACCUGUAAGCAGUAUAACUUCAGUUAUAGCAUGUGAGGUUUGAAAAAUAUGAGAUGGAAUUCCAGCACAACAUACAAGAACAUAAUGUCUAAGUCAAGCUGCCAGAACAAAUAAUAAUGUUUGUUGCAGACUGGGAAAUCCAAAGCGAUUUGUCAGGUACAUUCUAGUAACACCACCAUAAUUCUAGAAAUGAAAUAAAUGUCUAGCACAGGCUGCCAAAACCAACAAAAUGUGCUAGAAGUGAAUAUGUUAUCAAAGCUGUCAGAGCCAACAGUGGAUAUCUGGUGCAGCCUGGGAUAUCAGAAGUGAGAAUUCCUGGUACAGUCUACUUAUACUAACACAUCUCUGGAAA